Molecule: messenger RNA, 2079 nt
Organism: Closterium sp. NIES-67
Lineage: Eukaryota; Viridiplantae; Streptophyta; Zygnematophyceae; Desmidiales; Closteriaceae
Source: the annotation of a GenBank genome assembly
CUACUAGUUCGUACUGUGCUUUCAGCAGCAUUUCAGUUUCAUUCCUGGCCGGCGUUCCCUUGCUUAUUACCCUCUUCUGCUACCGAGUUCUAGAGUCUCCUCCUCUCGGUGCGCUUGGGAUCAGCUGACCAGAGAUACGAAAUUGUUGUGCAAUUGGUCGACAUAUCAUCGCGAGCUACCCAUGGCUACCACGAUAAACGACCUCCCCGAGAACUGCCUCGCCACGAUUCUUUCCUUCCUCACUCCAGCGGCCGUCGGUCGAACCGCGUCGGUCUCCAAGAUGUGGCUAUCAGCCGCCAAGUCGAGCACGUGCUGGGACCGCCUCAUCUCCAAUGGUCUUCCUCCGUGCUUUCGCGAAACUCCGGCAGCCCUCGCAAAAGACGAACGAGGCCUUCGCGAUACGCUCGGCGAAGGGUUGAUGCUCGACGACGGGCGUUACCACAUCAAGAUGGACCCUGCGACGUCGCUGAUCACCGUCAGCGUCAGCGUCGCACAGGUCUUCGAAAUCCUGUGGGAGGAUCGCGACCAGGAUCGCAUGCGACGGCACGACAUCACCGGUGCGAUCUUCGACGACGCGUCGCACGGAAUCGUCAUCCACUGGCUGAGCACCUGCGGGAAAAUCGACCUCCCGUUUAAACUCCGAAGCGGGUACUACCGCAUGUCGUGGCGCGUCGCACAAGACAACGACGGACCGCGGAGGUCCACAAGUCCGAAGCGCAGAUUUUUGCGGUCGCAGGAGGAGCCGUUGAUUAGUCAAGUGCGCGACGCGACGACUGGACACGUGGUGCAGCAUGAUCUUGACGACAUUCGCCGAUGGAUCUCGACCACGCCCACGUGGACUCGCAUGCCGGCAGGCCUGCUGCGCGUUGGCGACGGGGGAUCGUCGGGUAACGCGGCGUUGGAGUUCGCGAAUGUUCGCGUGAUUUCGACCCUGACGGAUAUUUCGCGACAGCGGCGAAAGCGCGGCCUGUACCUGGACGCGUUCGUGCUGGAGCAGAUUUCUGUGUAACCCUACCUUCGCAAUAUGGACUCAGAGACGAAGAGGCGAAGAGGUGGCGAUCAGAGGUGGCGAGAAAGCUUUCACGAGAGGUGGCGCUUUACCCAGCAAGGCGAAGAGUGAUGCGACCAAUCCUACUUCGCAUGGGAUGGUUACCACUUCGUCCUGCGAAUCGACCACCCGAGUGAGUUCAGCACAGAGGGUGUGGGUAUGGCGUAACUUGAAGCCCGUAAGGAACAAUCUGAAAUGUUUCGAACCAAUUAAUGGAGCAUGAGAGGCAUAAACGGAUGGAAAUUGGCGGGAAGAGAGGCGGGAGGAGGGGGGUGAGGAGGGGGAAAUCCGCGUGAGGACCCAAUGGUUUGAGAUUGACGGCGCUGCUAGUGCUGUUGUUGGUACGGCCGAAGAAAGUGAAACGAGAUGGGGCGUGAUGGGGCGUGUUUCGGUAUUGGCUUUAACGGGACGAGGGCGCGAAGCGGAGAAGGGUGUGUUGCUGCGGUUUCGGAAGUCCGGUGUUUCGGGAAUUGAAGGGUGUCUGAAGAGCGAGGAGGAGACGGGUGCGUCAGCGUUCCGGCGCUCCCCAGGGGAUGGCAUGGCACGUUUUUCGGAGCUCGGGAAAUGAAAGCAGUUGGGCUCGGGAGGGAACAGGAGGGAUGGGCGGAAGGCGCGAGCUCGGUGAUGGGCGGCGAAAUACGGCGGUGUUGCGUCGCUGACGACGGCGGAUUGACUAGAAUUUCGAGUGGUUGUGGGGCGACUGCGUCUGUCGGUAGAACGCGAAGCAGAAGCAGGAGAGCGCAUGCAUGGCUGAGUCGGCAAAUCAAGCAAGGAUUAGAGGUGAAGCUCUGUGGGAAUCGGGUGUCAUCAACCUCAUUCAGCAAUCGGGUUCCUUGAACUGCGUUUGUCCUCGAUAGUAACUUAGUGGGCUGUACAGUUUAACUCGGGUGGCGAAGUCACCUACCGAUUGAUAUUAAUUUACCAGAAGUAGGGGUAUAUUGAGGGUUGUGGGGUUAUGUCUUGGGCUGAAUAAUUUGAAAAGCAGCGUGGUACUGAUCUUCCUGUUAUAAUUCAAUACUGUGGAACUGAUA